AUGGGUUCUAAUUCGCCAUCUAUAGAGUCUCCCCAAAUGCCAGAGGUGGCUUUUCCUAUGGAAGAUGACGAUAGAUAUCUUCAUGGACGCGUGGGGCCCAGCAUUGGCCAUGAUAUUUUUCUUCCGGAACCGGUCGAAGUCAAGAGACCUACAGGGAGCUUGUCGAAGUUUCACGUGCCAUGGCAACAGAAGGCAACGCUGCCUCCUUUGACAAAUCAGCCAUACAGCUCGAACGAAGCCAUGGCUGACCAAGUACUUCCCCACUAUCCAGGCGCAUCUGUUGCGGCUAAGUCUCACCUUAGCCUUCUACUUGCCCUACCGUCGGAACUCCUCAAUUACAUCUUCAACUUCCUCGGUCCUCUAGAUCUUGCCUCAGUCUCCUCCACUUGCCGGAUGCUAUCCGGCCACGCCAAGUUAGAUUUAUAUUGGCAGCGCCAUGUUCAGGAGAACACCCCCGGUGUUCAGCUAUCGUCCCCUUCCCCUUACACCAGUUAUCGAGAACUAUUCAUAUCUCACGACCCACAUUGGUUUCUGACCAAGUACAAGGUCUGGUUCUGUGACUACUUUCUUACUGGCAAAAUCAUCAUCUGCCGCUAUGAUCCUCGUCGCGGAUGCAUCGAAGGAUAUCGGCUAGUCGCCGAGCGAUCUCCCCCAACCUUCGAUCCUUGGGAAGCUGACGAUGAAGUUCUCAUUCAUUCAUUCAAACCUCAGUGUCGCCUCCACCUGGACCAACCUGUGCUCCAAAUUGAUGCCAUCAAACAUGAAUCACCGGUUGGAUCCUCAGGGGAAUCGACAGCAUUUCAUAAAUUCAAUGCUGAAACCCCCAUGCGUAUCAACGAACGGAGCCACCAUGGAGUUUUCUCAAAUUUUCUCCUUGCUCGCCCGGUGGAGGAGCUUCCUAACAUGUCCCUCUGGCCGCCGCCAACCAUUCCAGCUCACUCACGCGUCCGGAAUGCGAGUCAAGAGGCCUUCGUGGGCGCUGGCCACAAGCCGCAGAAACGGUCCCAGGUUUCGGACCAGGCAUUUCGGAUCAGACGGUGGAUGCAGAUGACAGCUGGAUCGAAUGCUCCCGGCAUUCAUCUCGCUGAAGAGGUGUAUACCUAUGCCACACUUGAUCCGAAGGUAUAUACACCGACGGAAGACAAACCAUACAGAGGAAUUUGGGUCGGCGAUUAUAGUGGUCAUGGAUGCGAGUUCCUCCUGGUCCAUCAGCCGGAUGAUGAAGAGCCUUUUGACGAGGCCUCGGUGGUGCGAGGAGAGGAUGAAACGGCUGAGGAAUGGGAGUCUAGGAAGAAGGAGGAGCGAAUUUAUAGGGGUAGUUUGGAGGCCAUUAAAUUGACCGGGGAUCCCAACGUUCCAAGGGGAGAAUACACGUUUAUCGCCGAUGAUAUCUCUAAAGGCGGUUUUAUUCGCACAGCUACGGAGCAGAGGUUUAAGGGAGCCCGUAUCGUGCGGAGUACCGGCCAUAUCGCAAACCCGAUGUUCCGUAACCACACAUACAUCGAAAGCCAACUCAUCAUGAUUUCACCUAACCAGCUAGCGCAGUAUUGGGUUGGAUUUGGACAUAUCAGCUUCUUUGAGCGAGUCGAUAUUGAUCAGUUCCUUUCGCCCUUUAGCGACCCCCAGCCCAACCUCACCUGA
Messenger RNA from Venustampulla echinocandica, 1641 nucleotides. RefSeq lists its product as uncharacterized. The coding region runs from base 1 to 1641 and encodes 546 amino acids. Lineage: Eukaryota; Fungi; Ascomycota; Leotiomycetes; Helotiales; Pleuroascaceae. Gene Ontology annotation, molecular function: protein binding. The transcript is spliced from 3 exons. The record is from RefSeq and is a predicted model, not a curated record.